Molecule: messenger RNA, 1402 nt
Organism: Pocillopora verrucosa
Lineage: Eukaryota; Metazoa; Cnidaria; Anthozoa; Scleractinia; Pocilloporidae
Molecular function (GO): nucleic acid binding; hydrolase activity; metal ion binding
Source: RefSeq, a predicted model, not a curated record
GCUGACUCUGAUGCUAAGAUGGAGGCAUUCUAUGUGAAGAUUUUACAGGUCCUGCUAACGUUUGGACUGAUAGCGGCCAAUGUCGUUAACGGUAGCCCCUUACAAAGGCAACUGAAAAAGGCAGAUAAUAAGCAAGAUGUCACAGGCAACCGAAAAACUGUUUACGAUGGAAAAUGGGUUGACUGCUACAUGAAAAACUUUGCGGGAAAUGUACCACCAGUAGGUUUGCGUGAUCCAAUUAAUUUCCACAUAAAAUAUAUUUGUCAAAAAGAUUACCGAGAAUACGAUGAUGGAACCCACUAUGGAACAAUGUUUGACAAGCAAUUUGGAAUUCCGGUAUACUCGGCUUACACUCUUACGAAAGAUAAGGUAGACUUCAAAGAAUGGACACGCCCAAAGUGGAAACAAACCGAAGGCAUUAAGGAACAAGGAAGCGACGAGAUCUAUCCCAGUCUACCAUUUCACCGAGGGCACCUGGCACCUGCACAUACUCUAUCAGAUACGGGUUAUAAUGGCGCCGGCUUUCGAUCCACUUUCUACUACACGAAUGCAGUGCCACAACGACCAGCUUUUAAUAGUGGUCAGUGGUCUCAGUAUGAGAGAAUGAUACGUGACUAUGCUACAGAUUACUGCACUAAGGGUGAUGGAACUUUGUAUCUCCUCACUGGAACUUCAUUUGUUAAUUGGGAUCCAGAUACAGACAGGUAUGACAUCAAUGAUCCAAGUGGACAACCUAAACUGGCUAAUGGAGAUCUUCCUCAAUUUCCAUCUAUAACAGUCCCCAGUUCUCUGUGGACGGCCGGCUGCUGUGUCAAAGAUGGUGAUGCCGUGGGGAAUUUUGCAGUGUUUGGAAACAACAGGGUAGAUCCGAAGGAGACGUUUACUCAACAAGUCUCCAUGGGUAAAUUGCAUGAGGUAAUUAAAGGGGAUCUAGCAAGUGGCAAGCCACCGAAGGUCAAAUUGUUUCCAGCAUUUCCGGGUUGCAUGGAUGAUGCCAACAAAGUAACCCUCCGGCCUGAGCGGAGGAGAGAAGACUAUGUGCACAGAACGAAUUUAAGUGAAAAAAAAGUCUAGAAGAAAAACCAUAUGCGCACUUUAAUCAUUAAUAUUAUUUCGAACAGGGUAAUUUAGUGUUAUCAACUGAGUGGAUAACGUAAAUUGGCCACCAUAAGGAGUUUAAAAGCUGACCUUUCGAGCGUUAGCCCUUCGCUAGAGCCACUGGAGGAUUUGUGGGUUGCUCUAUUGGUGGGAAUAUAAUAUAGUAACGAUCAAACCAGACUAAAUGAGUUCAAUGAAAAGCGCUCGUAGAUACCGUAGGGAUUAAGAGAGCCGAUUUGAAAGAUAAAUUUUUGUUCUAGAGUUUUGCGGCUUUCCGAACUGCCUAGAUGUUGGAAAAACCGCU